CUCUUUCUGUUUCCUUCUUCUCAGGGAAAACUGCUCAAUGCAACCUCUCUGUCUGAUUUUCUACUCCUGGAAUUCUCAGAUGUUCGGGAACUGCAGUUUCUACACUUCAUGGCUUUUCUGAUGAUUUACUUGGCAGUUGUGACAGCGAAUCUACUCAUCAUGUUUUCAGUUGCCUUAGACCGCCACCUGCACACCCCCAUGUACUUCUUGCUGAUGAACUUGGCCAUGCAGGACAUUGGUCAAGUUUCAGUCAUUGUCCCCAAAUCCAUGAUCAAUUCCCUCCUGAAUAUCAGACACAUUUCUUACUCAGGGUGCGUUGCUCAGGUCUUUUUCUUUUUCUUCUUUGCAACGUCUGAUUUUGGUCUCCUCACAGUCAUGGCAUAUGACCGGUAUGUGGCCAUUUGCAAUCCAUUACAUUAUGAGAUGGUAAUAAAUAGGCAGGCCUGCAUUGAAAUGAUUGCUGGUAUAUGGGUUGCUUGUUUUCUCUAUGCUGGGAUGCACACCUGUGGGACUUUUGCAACCCAUUUCUGCUCUACUAUCGUCAAUCAGUUCUUUUGUGAUAUCCCACAGCUAAUAAAAUUGUCUUGCUUUGGCUCAAAUAUAGUUGAAAUGAGUAGUAUUGGGAUUGGAGUUGUCAUUGGCCUAAGCUGUUUUAUCUAUAUCCUUGUAACUUACGUGCAAAUUUUCAUCACUGUGUUAAGAAUGCCUUCUGCAAAGGGGAGGCAAAAGGCUUUCUCCACUUGCAUUCCCCACCUUAUUGUCUCCUUCACAUUUUUAUUCUCUGCAUGCUUUGCCUACCUAAAGCCUGCUUCUCAGACUCCAUCACAGCUGGAUUUGAUAUUUGGUGUAAUCUAUUCUUUGGUUCCACCCCUAUUGAAUCCAGUGAUUUACAGUAUAAGAAACAAGGAAGUCAAAAAAGCAAUGGCAAAAGUUUUAGGUUUCAGGGAGUUUUCUACAAACACAUGA
This is a messenger RNA of Eublepharis macularius, 966 nucleotides long. RefSeq names its product olfactory receptor 14I1-like. Gene Ontology annotation, molecular function: olfactory receptor activity; G protein-coupled receptor activity. Lineage: Eukaryota; Metazoa; Chordata; Lepidosauria; Squamata; Eublepharidae. Gene Ontology annotation, biological process: G protein-coupled receptor signaling pathway. The record is from RefSeq and is a predicted model, not a curated record. The transcript has a single exon. The annotation marks the transcript as partial. Gene Ontology annotation, cellular component: membrane.